Messenger RNA from Talaromyces proteolyticus, 1488 nucleotides. RefSeq names its product putative mitochondrial cytochrome b2-like protein. Bases 1 to 1488 code for a protein of 495 amino acids. Gene Ontology annotation, molecular function: oxidoreductase activity. Lineage: Eukaryota; Fungi; Ascomycota; Eurotiomycetes; Eurotiales; Trichocomaceae. The transcript has 4 exons. The record is from RefSeq and is a predicted model, not a curated record.
AUGCCGCAAGGGAAGCUCCUUUCUGUCGAAGAGAUAGGAAAGCACAACAAUCCGUCUGACUGCUGGAUUGUGGUUGACGGCCAAGUUUGGGAUUUCACAGAAUUUCACGAGGAUCAUCCUGGUGGCUCAGCAGUCAUCCUGAAAUAUGCUGGGAGAGACGCUACUAAAGCAUACAGCGAGGCACACUCGCCAUCUGUGAUCAAGAAGAACUUGCCACAGGAUAAGUUUAAAGGGGUUUUAAAUCAAUCCACUGUCAAUGACGAAUGGCUGAAGGAGUCACCGACAGAAAACGCUCGUGUCGUACUCGACAGCGGAAAACCGCCCUUGACAACUUUGAUAAAUGCUUAUGAUUUUGAGACAGUGGCUUCAAAAACUGUUAAUAGAAAAACAUGGGCAUUUUACUCUAGUGCCGCUACAGAUUUGAUCACGCGGGAUGCAAACAGAUCAUGCUUCGACCGAAUAUGGUUUCGACCACGGGUUAUGAGAAAUGUUCGUAGCGUCGAUACUCGUACAACAAUCCAGGGAGUGGACAGUAGUCUCCCAUUGUUUGUCAGUCCGGCAGCAAUGGCAAAGUUGAUUCAUCCCGAUGGAGAGUGUGCUAUUGCUAGAGCAUGCGAGAGCCGCGGGAUCAUGCAGGGAGUGUCGAACAAUUCAUCAUUCUCAGUUGAGGAGUUGGUUCAAGCGGCGCCGAAUGCUAGCUUCUUUUUCCAGCUGUACGUGAAUCCAGACCGUGAAAAGUCGGCGGAGCUUCUGCGCCAAGUGUCUUCACUGCCACAAUUCAAGGCAAUCCACAUCACCGUAGAUGCAGCCUGGCCGGGUAAGCGAGAGGCAGAUGAACGAGUGAAAGCAGACGAGAACGUUUCCGUUCCCAUGUCAGACGCCAAAGCCAAGAAUGACAAGAAAGGCGGCGGGUUUGGCCGACUGAUGGCUGGGAAUAUCGAUCCUGGGCUGACAUGGGAUGAUAUUGCUUUUGUUCGAAAACAUACCCAUUUGCCAGUAUGUCUGAAAGGAGUCAUGUCGGCAGACGAUGCCAUUCUAGCUAUGGAAGCCGGGGCCGAUGGGAUUCUUCUCAGCAAUCACGGUGGUCGUAAUCUUGAUACUAGCCCACCGUCGAUUAUUACAUUACUUGAGCUUCAGAGGCGGUGUCCAGAGGUGUUUGACAGGAUGGAAGUCUAUGUCGACAGUGGAAUCCGACGUGGUACUGAUAUCCUCAAAGCGAUGGCUCUAGGAGCGACUGCAGUUGGAAUGGGCCGCAGCAUGUUAUUUGCAACAAAUUACGGACAGGAAGGCGUUGAGCACUUGAUCGACAUCAUUCGUGAAGAGUUUGAGACGGCGAUGAGAAAUAACGGGAUAACUGAAGUUGGCGAAGCAGCUCCAGAGAUUGUUCACACAGGAGAUGUGGACCACCUCGUUCCAGCCAGUCGAUUGCAUCCAUACGCGCGCAAGGUGACUAGACGUAGUCAGAAAUCUCGAGUUUCCAAGAUAUAG